GCGUCAGUCGGGCUGUGCGGUCGCGUGCUCGUCGGCGCGUGGCCUGCUCGUCCAGAUCAUGGAUGCAGUCAAUAAUUUGUAUUUCCACGGCGAAGUACAGCAGCGCCACACCGUCUCAGCUGGGCAGCAGCUCGCACUGGACCACAUCAGCGACGUGGUGCAGCGGGCCGGACCGCCCAUGAUCGAGCCCGCGGCAGCCUUUCGAGCGCUGCGCGGAUCGGCGCCAGGGUACACGGAGCCCCCGGCAGAACAUUCACCCUAUCGACGAGGCGCUGUCUCGUUGCCGGCUCCUGGAGCGGACCUUGCCCGUGGUGACGUCUGCCUUCGCGGACCGGCAUUGCAAAUGUGGACAGGGUGGCGAGACUGUCUCUUGCACCCCGACCCGGACCUCUCCGGGGCAGUGCGGCCGAACUCGGACCCCAAGCUGAUCCGGGACAGCGGUGCGUACGCCGAGUUUUUGGUGGACAUGGCACGUUCAGGGCUCGUCUCUUUCACGAGCGAGAGGCGGUCCACCGUGGGAGUCUUUCUCGUGCAGAAAGGCCCAGAUCGUCUGCGAUUCAUUCUGGACACCAGACGAGCAAACAAGUGGGUUUUGGAUCCUUGCCACGCCCAGCUCUCUACACCAUCGAGCUGGUCCUCGCUCUACUUGCCGCCGGAGGCGGAGCUGAUGAUGUCGCAGACCGACGUCAACAACGCGUUCUACCGCAUCCAGCUGCCCCCCCGGCAUGUGCUCCCCAUGGGGUUCAACUGGGCGCUGUUCUUCUGCCGGGGGAUGGUCCGCAACGCCGCGGAGGACGCUGGCUUUGCUGACAGUCGGAUGUUCCUGGAUCGCCACUCGGCUCCCGACAUCGCCACCGAGGCAGGCGCCGCCGUGCACGUCGACGGCGUGGCCGUGGUGGGGGCGGACCUGGAGGCGGUCGAGGCCGGCGGGGCCGCCGUGGCCAAGCAGCUGGAGCAGCGCGGCCUCCAGGUGAAGGGGGUCGAGGGUCCCUCGGACUCCCAGACCUUCAUGGGGGUGGAGUUCGAUCGGGCCUCCGGCCGCAUCUCGCUCAGCCGCGAGAGGAUCUGGAGGCCGCGCGCGGCCUUGCUGCUUGCUACGGACCAGCGCUACCUGACUGGACGCCACAUGCGGCGGCUGGUCGGCCACUACACGUGGGGCGCGACCCUGCGGCGGGAGCUCCUCAGCGUCGUCAGCAGCGUCUACGCGUGGGCGGAGGAGGCGGGCGACAGGAGGUGGCGCCUCUGGCCGUCGGCCGAGCGAGAGCUCCGACAGGCCGCCGCUCUCCUGGCCUUCGCAUUCGCGGACCCGCAGCGUCCGUUCCACACCGCGGUCGUGGCCACCGACUCCUCGGGCGCCGGGCAGGACGACGCCGGUGGCUACGGCGUGGUCGCGCAGGAGUGGCCCGCGGAGGAGGUCCGCCGCUGCUGCGGGCAUGCCGAGAAGUGGCGCUACGGGGCGCAGGGGCUCGUCGCGGCCCGAGCGGCCGCGCUGGGCAGCCCAGCGGACUCCUGCCCGCCACGCCCUGGGGCGGAGAGCGGCGAGAGGACCGCGGACUUCGAGAGCAUGACGCGGGACGACAUCGGGGCCUUCGAUAACUGGAAGCUGGCCGUGCUCGCCAGCCGCUUCGACGCCGAGCUGGAGAGCGCGGCGCGCAGCCUCGGGCCCGCCGGCGGCGGGGCCACUGGCGGCCGCCCCCUCGCCGGCCUCGGCGACCAGCUCGCUGCUGAGGAGGCCGGGCCCGGCCCUGUCGCCGCGGACGCCGGCGAGCUCAGCGACAGCUCCUCCAGCUCUAAGGAGAGCUGGCCAGCCGGCGUCGGCGACAGCGGCGGCCAGGAGCCGCCGCUCACGGGGUGGGCCGACCGCGGCGCGAGCGACUCGAGCAGCAGCGCGCGCCCUGCGAGCCCGCCGCGGUCAACAGAGUACCAGAAGUUCCACCAGGCGUUCCUGGAGUGGAGCAGCCGGGAGGGGCAGCCGCUGGACACGGACCUCCAGAUCGACUGGGCCCUCAGCAGGUACAUGGACUACCUGUGCUACGAGGGCUUCAAGGCGGACGCUGGCGAGAAGGUGCUGGCGGCCGUGGUCUUCCACGGCCCGGUGGAGGGCAUGGAGCUCCCUGGAGCUCGCCGGGCGCUGGCGGGGUUCCGGCGCCGGGCGAGCGCGAGGGCCCGCAGCCCGCUGCCGCUGGCGGGCGUGAUGGCCAUCGUGGGUGCAGCGGCGGCCGACGGCCAGCUCCCCUUCGCCUUGUGGCUGGUGCUGGCGUGGGAGGCGUACCUGAGGCUGCCGUCCGACCUCGUGAGCAUGGUGGGCGCCUCGCUGGUCAAGCCAGCCGCCCGGAGCCCCCGGGCCUGCUGGGGCUUGCUCCUGUUUCCCCAAGAGGGGGAGGCGCGCAGCAAGAUGGGGCACUACGACGAGGGGAUCAUGCUGGACGGCCUAGCGCCUUUCCUUCGCCGUCUGAAGUCCCAGACCGGCGACGCCAGCCCGCUGUGGUCCUUCUCGAGCGCUACCUUCCGGCGCCUGUUCAACGAGUAUGCCGCG
This is a messenger RNA of Prorocentrum cordatum, 2536 nucleotides long. The record is from the annotation of a GenBank genome assembly. Lineage: Eukaryota; Dinophyceae; Prorocentrales; Prorocentraceae.